CAAGAGAUCUUUUGGCUGUUCAUUUGUACAUCAUUUAAAUUGCAUUUUGUUUGGUUUUGCAGAAGCAGGAUUUUUCUUGUCAAAGAUGAGUUUAAUAUCGCAAAAUAUUCCCCCCAAAAGUAAAGCUAAAAUGACUAAAAGGGAGGAUAUCAAUAACCUCUCCUCUAUGCAAGGGAAUGAAGAUGCUCAAAAUGAAUAUUUGGAUGUUUCAAGGAUGAAUAAGAAAAAGAAAAGGAAAGAACACAAUGAAGAGAAUGAGAAGCUAGUAAUUGAGCAAGAAAGAGAAAUGAAGAAGCUUGAAAACUCUUUGUUUGGAUCUCUAUAUUCCCCUGUUGAGUUCAGGAAGGAAGACAAGGAAGAGAUUCAAGACAAGCUUGAGAAAGGUUCUGCCUGAUUCAUAACGGAUCGUUCUGCAAAGCAAGCUCCUGUUCAUGAAGAGGAUGCAGAAUUAUCAGAAAUAAGCAAUGACGAGCUAGAAACUAAGCAAAGAAAACCAGUCUGGGUGGAUGAGGAAGAGGAUAAAACCAACAUAAAUAUUGCUAAAGUUAACAGAUUAAGGAAGUUGAGGAACGAUGAGAGUUUGAUUUCAGGUUCAGACUAUUUGUUGAGAUUGAGGGCUCAGCAUAUUAAGCUGAACCCUGGCACAGAAUGGGCCCAAUUUGAUUCAAGGUCAAGGAAUGAUACAUCUUUUGAUUAUGAAUCAUCGGAUGAAGAAAAUGGGGCAGUACUGGCCCAUAAUUACAAGAAUGUUGAAGUUGUUGAAGAUAUCCUUCAAACAAAUGAAAGCCUUGUUGUGAGGAGCAGCACUAACUUGUUGCCUGGACGUCUUGAAUAUUCAAGGCUUGUAGAUGCAAAUGCAGAGGAUCCUUCAAAUGUUCCAAUAAAUUCAGUUCAGUUCCAUUGAAAUGCGCAGCUGCUACUAGCUGCAGGAUUGGAUCGAAGGCUUAGAUUUUUUCAUAUUGACGGCAAACGGAAUACCACGAUACAAAGUAUCUUCCUUGAUGAUUGCCCCAUUCGAAAGGCAUCUUUCUUGCCUGAUGGGUCUUAGGUUAUUGUAGCAGGAAGGAGAAAGUUCUUCUAUAGCUUUGAUUUAGUGAAAGCAAAAAUUGAUAAAAUUGGCCUGGUUGGCAGGGAGGAGAAAAGCCUGGAAGUUUUUGAGGUUUCCCCUGAUUCAAGUACAAUUGCCUUUGUGGGAAAUGAAGGUUAUAUCUUGCUGGUUUCUACCAAAACAGAGGAACUGAUUUGGACGCUAAAGAUGAAUGGAACAGCUCGUUCUUUAGCUUUUGCUGAAGAUGGUCAGCAAUUAUUGAGCUCUGGUGGUGAUGGCCAGGUCUACCAUUGGGGCUUGAGAACAAGGGCUUGCUUCGGUAAGGCAGUCGAUGCAGGUUGCGUAAACAGUACAAGUCUUUCAACUUCCCCAAAUGGAAAAUUGUUUGCAGCUGGUUCAGACAGUGGGAUUGUGAAUGUUUACAACAGAGAGGAGUUCUUAGGGGGCAAGAGAAAGCCUAUCAAGACCAUAGAAAAUCUAACCACCAAAGUGGACUUUCUGAAAUUUAACAAUGAUGCUCAAAUAUUGGCUAUUUCAUCUAGCAUGAAGAAGAACGGCUUAAAGUUGAUACAUGUUCCAUCAUUUACGAUAUUCUCAAACUGGCCUCCCCUCAAGAAGUCCCUACAAUAUCCACUAUGUUUGGAUUUCAGUCCUGGUGGUGGUUUCAUGGCCAUGGGAAAUGCUGGUGGAAAAGUUUUGUUAUACAAACUGCAUCAUUACAAUCAUGCUUAAAAAGGAAUGUGACAUUUCAAUAAAAGAAAUACUGCUUUUAUUGAAAAUGUUACAGGUCAAGAACAAACAACAAAGGGAGACAUCCAACAUCUUACUCCUGUCUGGCCUUACCAAGAAGAUUGGCAAUUGUUGUGUUAAGUUGAAAUUUCCAGAAAGUUUAUUAGAGGAAGAAGAGGUGCUGCCUUGAUAGGCAAAUCAAAGGAAGGAAGCCAACUCUCAUUUCUCACAACAUUCCAAGAUCCUAAGAAAACAAUGUUUGUUGCAAUCCGUGAGGUGCUUCUCUACACAGCUCAUAUAAGAAGAGUGGUGAUCCUAACUAAUAGCAAGGAAAUCCAACUUUUUUGGAGGUCUAAGACUCACUGGCCUUGGUGGAUUGAAACCUUAUUAAAAGAUAUAUAUAAUAUUAUUAAGCAA
Quercus lobata is the source of this 2194-nucleotide messenger RNA. Its product is annotated as Transducin/WD40 repeat-like superfamily protein. Gene Ontology annotation, cellular component: Pwp2p-containing subcomplex of 90S preribosome; small-subunit processome. Lineage: Eukaryota; Viridiplantae; Streptophyta; Magnoliopsida; Fagales; Fagaceae. The record is from RefSeq and is a predicted model, not a curated record. Gene Ontology annotation, biological process: rRNA processing. Gene Ontology annotation, molecular function: protein binding.